Messenger RNA from Impatiens glandulifera, 1315 nucleotides. Its product is annotated as protein BASIC PENTACYSTEINE2-like. The transcript has 2 exons. NCBI's taxonomy places the organism in Eukaryota, Viridiplantae, Streptophyta, Magnoliopsida, Ericales, Balsaminaceae. Gene Ontology annotation, biological process: response to ethylene. The record is from RefSeq and is a predicted model, not a curated record. Gene Ontology annotation, molecular function: DNA-binding transcription factor activity; sequence-specific DNA binding. Gene Ontology annotation, cellular component: nucleus. The coding region runs from base 50 to 952 and encodes 300 amino acids.
CUCUCCAGAAAGGCAAAAAAAAAAAAACCCUAGCUGUUUACCCACAAAUAUGGAUGAUGAUGGAUUGAACAUGCGAAAUUGGGGAUAUUAUGAACCUUCUUCAAUUAAAGGUCAUUUAGGUUUGCAGUUAAUGUCAGCUACGUCUGUGGGUGAGCGAAAUUCGAAACCUUUCUUAACAGGUCGUGAACAUACAGUUAUGGUAGCUAACAAUGGCGGGUUUCAUCCAAGAGAUUGUGUUGUUUCAGAAGCUCCUCCUGUACAUAUGGAUUAUGUAAGAGAUAGUUGGAUGAGUCAAAGAGAGAAAUUUCUUAACAUGCUACCAGGAAAUCACAAUCACAAUUUCUCAUUACUUCCUGAACCUUCCAUAACUCAUCCAAUGCAAAUGAUACAGCAUCAGCAGCAGCAGCAACAGCAACAACCUGAGACAUUGAAAGAUCCUAGGAUUGGUGUUGGUUUGGAAGAUGCAAACAUUGGAAAGGAAGUUGUUGGUAUUGGAAGGUCCAAGAAAAGAAACAGUAAUACAACUCCAAAAGCUCCAAAGCCUAAGAAGAGUAAGAAGGGAUCUUCAGUUCCAAAAGAGAAUGGUAGUUCUUCUGUUCAACGAGGGAAACCUGUGAAGAAGAGUAUGGAUUUGGUUAUUAAUGGAGUUAAUAUGGAUAUUUCUGCAAUACCCAUACCAGUUUGUUCUUGCACCGGUUCUGCGCAGCAGUGUUAUCGAUGGGGAUGUGGUGGUUGGCAAUCGGCUUGUUGUACUACAACAAUAUCUACUUAUCCUUUGCCAAUGAGUACUAAAAGAAGAGGGGCUAGGAUUGCUGGAAGGAAGAUGAGUCAAGGCGCGUUUAAGAAGGUUCUAGAGAAAAUGGCUUUGGAAGGUUACAGUUUUGGUAACCCGAUUGAUCUGAGGACACAUUGGGCGAAACAUGGUACCAACAAGUUUGUCACAAUUCGGUAGAAGGGAAUGGAUAUCCUCCAAAUCCAAUGAUGGUAAUGUUAUUGCAUCUGGUUUGAUUAUCAUUGUAUAUAUUUGUUUUGGUGACCUUUUGCAAAAGAUUUUAGGUAUUGGUCUUUGUUUGAAGCAUCAAUGAGGAUUCAUUAAUUUUUGUCUUGUGUCUCUUUCUUUUAAGAGUAGGAUUUAUAGUGAUGAUUUAGAAUUGUUGUUAUUCCUUGAAAUGGUUGUUGUUCUUGUCAUGGUUGUUGUUCUUGUAUUUGGAUAAUAUAUUAUCCUAUGUUUUUUAUUCAUUGUUAUACAUUUAAUUCAAACAAUUGUUUUUACAAUUUCGAAUUCAAGCUUUUUUCUUAUUGCAAUUUUAGCUUU